This is a messenger RNA of Eimeria mitis, 213 nucleotides long. RefSeq lists its product as uncharacterized. Lineage: Eukaryota; Apicomplexa; Conoidasida; Eucoccidiorida; Eimeriidae. The transcript has a single exon. Bases 1 to 213 code for a protein of 70 amino acids. The record is from RefSeq and is a predicted model, not a curated record.
AUGCGUGACAAGGUGGAGCACAUGCCUCCUCCUCGGGGUAUCCGCAGCAACCCCAACUACAACAUAACAGCAGAGAAGCUAGCUGCAGCAGCAGCAAAGCUUCACAUGCCGCUGCAGCAAGACCAGCAGUCUUUUGCUGCUCUUGAGGGACGCAGAAGGGCCCUCGCCCUUGAGCCCGAACGCCUCCUAGGUGGAGGCAGAUACGCUGUUUGA